CCAGCUGAGGACCUGUUCAAGGAGACGUUCAAGCGAUACAAGAAGAAGAAUGCAGACCUCAGUGAUACCAUAGAUCUCUCCAGACCGACACCGGUCGGCCCUGAGCUCAUUAGGCUGCAAGACCCUGUUAUUAGCAGCACUGAUGAAGCCGCUCGACUAGGCCUCGUUCCUACUGACCAGUGGAAAAUCUACUCGCUACCAACAACUCCAGGUUUGUUGGUGAUUCCAAACCCAUUUAGAGAGGGCUGCCAGCACUACUGGGUUAGGAAGUGCCUGGUAGACUAUCCCUGUCUGCCUAAUGUCUGCAAUCUCGACACCCACGUGGGGAGGGAGGGAACGGGGCAGGUGUGGCCACAUGGACGAGGGGAAGGGAGAGAGGAGGACCUCCUGUACAAACUGAGGUGGACCACUCUGGGUUACCACUACGACUGGAACACCAAGCAGUACUAUGAAGACCGCAAGUCACCGUUUCCUCUGGACCUUGCACAGCUCUCUUCCUUCAUCUUGAGAGUUGCAGGAUUCCCGGGUUUCUUGGCAGAGGCAGGGAUUGUCAACUACUACCAUCUGGACUCCACUCUCUCAGGUCACACUGACCACUCUGAGAGAGACCUCUCUCAUCCACUACUCUCCAUCAGUUUUGGUCAGUCUGCUGUGUUUCUGGUUGGAGGAGAAACAAAGGGCCUCCCGGCUGGCAUACCACGGAGUCCCCAAGAUCAUCUCCCCACCUCCCACCACCCCUGUUCCCCCAGCUCUUCGCAGAGUCUCUCUACAGGACUACCUGCACAGCCGUGGAGGCACUUUGCAACCAUGUAGACUAGCAUCAUCUGGGCCACUCUGCCACGCGUGUCAGAGAAAGCAA
Messenger RNA from Geodia barretti, 859 nucleotides. Lineage: Eukaryota; Metazoa; Porifera; Demospongiae; Tetractinellida; Geodiidae. The record is from the annotation of a GenBank genome assembly.